AUGUGUGAGAGUAGCAAGAAAGGGAAACGGAAAUCGGAGGAUGAAACAGAAAAUGUGGAGAGUGAAGGAGAAAGAGAGGUGGCCUUAGCCUGGGGAGCGAAGCCAGAAGUUGAUCAUAAAGAGCAAUUAGCGUCAUCGCGGUUCCCAGCUGAUUUUAAAAUGUCUACUUCGUGUGGCAAGAAGAAGAAUAUUGAUAAUAGUCAAAGUCUUGUGUUACCUAGUACUUUGACCGUAAUGUUCAUCACUAGCUCCAGUAAUUCUGCCUCAACCUCUUAUCAUCAUCCAAUUUCUCAGUUUAAUUCUCAAAGUUCUUCAACUUUGAAUGGUGAAGCAAGCGAAUGGAAGGGAAAGAAGAAGGAGGAUAUUGGAAGUAUUGUGUUGCCUGAAACCUCUAUUUUCUACGGUCUCAGAACUGUUUCCACCAUAAUAUUUAGCAGCUCCGAAUCUGACACCAACGCUCCUAAUUCUGCAAUCUCUUAUGAUGAUCAAGCUAAUAAUGCUAACAGUUCUGCAUCUUUCAAUGCUCAAACAAUUGAAGUAAAAGAGUACACUGCCAGUAACCCAUCCAAGUGGAAGAGAGGAAAAAUUUUAGGGCAAGGAGCAUUUGGGCGUGUUUAUAAAGGAUUUAACAGUGAAACGGGGCAAAUAUGUGCAAUUAAAGAAGUCUUUUAUGCUGAUGAUGAUGACAGAUCAGAAAAAUGCCUUCAACAACUUUGUCAGGAGAAAAAUAUUCUCUCUCAGCUUUCACAUUCCAACAUCGUGAAAUAUUAUGGAAGACUUGCCUACUUGCAUAGCAGAAACAUAGUACACAGGGAUAUUAAAGGAGCUAAUAUACUGGUUAAUCCUUAUGGUGAAAUUAAACUGGCCGACUUUGGAAUGGCAAGAUAUGUAAAUUCUUCUUCUAAGAUGUAUUCUUUCAAGGGAACUCUAUAUUGGAUGGCUCCAGAGAUGGUGGACAACAAAAAUGGAUAUACUAUUGCUGUGGAUAUAUGGAGUUUAGGAUGUACAGUUCUAGAAAUGGCAACACAAAAACCUCCAUGGAGUCAAUAUAAAAGGGAAGUUGCAAUAGCAAAAAUUGGGAAUAGCAGAGACUUACCAACUAUUCCAAAUCAUCUUUCAGAUAACGCAAAGUCUUUUAUAAGAUUUUGCUUACAAAGAGAUCCAGAUGCUCGACCACCCGCACAUCAAUUACUUGAUCAUCCUUUUAUUAGAGAAUAUUAA
This is a messenger RNA of Neltuma alba, 1221 nucleotides long. Its product is annotated as mitogen-activated protein kinase kinase kinase 3-like. The record is from RefSeq and is a predicted model, not a curated record. The transcript is spliced from 12 exons. NCBI's taxonomy places the organism in Eukaryota, Viridiplantae, Streptophyta, Magnoliopsida, Fabales, Fabaceae. The coding region runs from base 1 to 1221 and encodes 406 amino acids. Gene Ontology annotation, molecular function: MAP kinase kinase kinase activity; ATP binding. Gene Ontology annotation, cellular component: cytoplasm. Gene Ontology annotation, biological process: MAPK cascade; protein phosphorylation.